AUUCAAAGGUCUUACUGACCCCGGUCUACGACACCCACCCCGCACCAUUAUCCUCCGAAUUUAUUCCAGUCAGUGAGUGUCAAGGCUCGCCAUAUCUACACAAUGGCGAAGGACAGGGUCGACAAGGAGAAGAAGCGUGAGAAGAAGGACAAGAAGCGCGCCGAGACCGAUGGCGUUCACAAGUCCAAGAAGGACAAGAAAAGCAAGACUCUUUCCGAAGCCGCUGAGAAGGAGCUCACUACUAAGGUCCUUGAAGGCCUUGACAAGGCCGAUGCUGCUACCAACGGCGAUGUCGAGGUGAUCCAGGCGGAUGCCAUGGAGGUCGAGGCUCGUCCAGUCGGUGCACUGGUACCGUUCGCCAACCCGCUGGUUGAGGACAAGACUGCAAAGAAAGUGCUCAAGAGCGUCAAGAAAGCGGCUGCGAACAAAUCGCUCAAGCGCGGUGUCAAGGAAGUCGUCAAGGCUCUCCGAAAGUCUCCAAUUCCGGCAGCAAACGCUCCGAUCACCACCCCUGCCGGCAUUGUCGUUCUGGCUGCAGACAUCUCUCCGAUGGAUGUUAUCUCCCACAUUCCUGUUCUCUGCGAGGAUCACGGCAUUCCCUACGUCUACGUCACCUCCCGGGCAGAGUUGGGUAGCGCGGGCGCAACGAAACGUCCUACCAGUGUGGUUAUGGUGGUCCCCAAGUCCUCCGGCAAGAGCAAGAAGAAGGACGGAGAAUCUGAGGGUGACGAGGACUUCAGCAAGGUCUAUGAUGAGCUCUUGAAGAUUGUGGAGAAGGAGACGAAGCGAGUAAAGGUCUAGACGGCACCUUUCCCUCGGCAUUUCUUCGGUUAUUCGGUUUCAAUGCUCCGGUUUAUGCUGUACAUUUUUUCUGUUUUCUCUAUGACCAGGCAGCGCAUGUCUUUGGGGGUCUUUGCUUCCGACGACCACGGGAUAUCUUUCUGAUAGGUCUUUUUGCGAAUGCGGCGUUUUAGUAUUGGUGUACAAAAAGGCAGGAAAGAAAAAAGAACGAGAACCCAAUAAAACACAACGGAACUAAUCCUCAGUUACUGUCCCGUCACUUUCUGCUGUCAAAAAGUAAAAAUAGAAACCGAACCCGGAUCCCGAAGGUACAGUACGUGG
Molecule: messenger RNA, 1122 nt
Organism: Paecilomyces variotii
Lineage: Eukaryota; Fungi; Ascomycota; Eurotiomycetes; Eurotiales; Thermoascaceae
Product: H/ACA ribonucleo protein complex subunit 2
Exons: 2
Coding region: 103-801 (232 amino acids)
Biological process (GO): snRNA pseudouridine synthesis; ribosome biogenesis; rRNA pseudouridine synthesis
Cellular component (GO): box H/ACA snoRNP complex; nucleolus
Molecular function (GO): box H/ACA snoRNA binding
Source: RefSeq, a predicted model, not a curated record